UGGAGCCGUUUCGUGUCUUCCUUAUUUUGCUGCAGAGCGCGCCGGCCGGGCUCAACUAUGAGCGGGGAGCCGGGAGUCUCUGUCCUGCAUUUUUACACCUCCGUCAAUCUAAUACACUUCAUUAAAACGGCAUUCGUGGGCCGUAACCGGUCAUUCAGGCUAUCUACUCUCGUUCCAUCAAUGAGGAUGGCCUCCAGUGUGGGUUAAUUUGCUACAAUACUGGUGCGAAAGGGUUUUAGUGCCGCUGUGGGUUGUGUGGUAUAGUCCGACUGGAACUCCCAACCUGCGGGCUUAAAACAGGGGGGAGAGGUUAAAAAAUACUCUCAACGGUUUAGUCACGAUUGCACCAUUUGCAAUCUCCUAUUUUGUCCCGGGGUUUGAGGAGGCCUGGGGUUUUACGCAUUUGCGUCAGUUUUUUUCUCAUUCCGCAACUAUGGGAGAUGUUCUCCCGGGCCGUGUGGCUCCUCUAACGUUACCCCCGUGGAGUGAUUAGACUGACCGCUCCUCCAGUACGCGCCUUUAUUUGGGAUAACGGUGUGCUGUUGGCAAUAAAUCCCCAAUAACGCACUGUAGAGAAGAUCAGAUGUAAUAUGCCUCACGACCACACGAUACACUAUUUCGUGAUAUUUGUUAAUACAGGGGUGUGCCACGUAUAUACCAUGGUACAGUAAUAUUGUAAUCAUGACGUAGGAUAUCUGAUGUUGUAAUCCACAUGGUCAUCACUGUACCACAGCACCUUUCAUAGUGUGCUGGUAGUUGAUGAUAGGGGAAGGAGGUGGCCGGGGUCACCUCAGGUCAUUGCCAUGGAUGGAAAACAGGAGACAUCAACUGUGUGGAAUACAGAAUCUAGCAAUGACACUAGCAAUCCACCUCAGGUGCAUUUUGAGGCUGGUGCAGUUGCCCAAAUUGUAUACAGCGGGGAGCAGUCUGACCGGACUCAGCAGCAGGUCGUAUACACUGCUGAUGGAAACUCGUACACAUCCGUCGAGUCAGCCGAACACACGCUGGUGUACAUUCACCCCGCCGAUGGAACUCAGACUGUGUUCACAGAUCAGCCCCAGGUGGCCUACAUUCAGCAAGAUGGCACAACACAGCAGGUGACUGUGUUGCUACCGAGUGGUCAGAACAUGAACACGGCAAAUCUGCACGUGUUAAGUAACGUAGCUGACGGCCCACAGGCGAUCUUGGAACCUGUAACACAGAGCCAACUUGCUGUGACUAAUGCAGCUCUUCCGAGCAUAGCGGAGGUGUCGUCCAGUCCCCUGGGUGCCACAGAUUCCACUGUGGAUUCAGAAGAUGAGGAAGAUGAGAACGACAGUGAAGACUCUGAAAUGGACGAUUGGGAACCCAGGACACUUCAGCCCUUCAACCCACAGAACCUCUGGUGUGAAGAUUGCAACAACGCUAAUGCUGCUACAUGUUUAAAACACGGUCCUCUUCAUCCUAUUCUCAACCGGCCUGUGAUGUCCAAGGCCCGAGCCAGUCUUCCUCUCAUCCUGUAUAUUGACCGCUUCCUGGGUGGAGUGUUUACCAAGAGACGGAUCCCCAAACGCACACAGUUCGGACCUGUAGAGGGGCCGGUGGUGCGACAAAACCAGCUACAGGACACAUAUAUGCAUCUUAAACUGUACAUGUUAAACCCUGAGAAAGAGAGUGAGAGAGCAGAUGACAUCUGGUUCGAUCUGUCCAAUGAGGAGCAGUGUAACUGGAUGAUGUUUGUCCGUCCUGCCCAGAACCAUCUGGAGCAGAACCUGGUCGCCUAUCAGUACGGCUCUGACAUUUUUUACGCCAGCAUUAAGAACAUUCAACCCAAACAGGAGCUUAAGGUGUGGUACGCUGCAUCAUAUGCUGAGUUUGUCAACCAAAAGGUUCAUGAUGUUACAGAAGAGGAGAGGAAAGUGUUACGAGAGCAGGAGAAGAACUGGCCAUGUUAUGAAUGUAACAAACGGUUCAUGAGCUCAGAGCAGCUACAGCAGCACUUAAACAUGCACGACGAUAAGCUGGAUCUCAUCCAAAGGCCAAAGGGGCGUGGACGUGGACGAGGAAGAAAACGUUUUGGUGCUGCGAGCCGACCAGGACGCCGCACAAAAUUUAUCUGCCCACAGAUUCCUGUUGAGAGUGCUGACAAAACACAGGAGCUGUUGGCGUCUGUAGAUAAAAUACCGUAUGAGGAGAGAAUGGAUGGAGCUCUUAAUGGGCUAAAGGUGGUAGAGAUGACUGCCGACCCUGUGGAGGCGGAGACAGCGGACGAGCUUGAUGCUCCAGCAGCCAAUACUGAGGCUUUAGAAGAUGAACCAGAUCCAGGCACCCCGCCUCCACCCUCAGAGGUCCCAGGGUCACCGAAAGAGGAUCAGCCCCAAACAGUCCCUGUAGACCCCCACCUGACUCCCCAGGACAUGAGGCGAGCGAGGAGGAUUAGGAAUGCCGCUCUCCAGCAUCUUUUUAUUCGUAAGUCCUUUCGACCGUUUAAAUGUCUCCAGUGCGGGAAAGCAUUCCGGGAUAAAGACAAGCUGGAUCAGCACAUGCGGUAUCACGGACGGGACGGCUGCCGUAACGUGUGCCAUCAGUGCGGUAAGGUUUUCCUGACAAGUGCCGCGCUCGAGGAUCACCUGCAGCUCCACUCGGAUCAGCGCACGUACUCCUGUUUGUUUUGUGCCGAGUCCUACGACAGGCUGGACCUGCUCAAAGUGCACGUGAACGUUCAUCUGGUCAACGGCUGCUUCUCCUGUCCCUCCUGCAAGAAAUCCUUUUCGGACUUCAUACAGGUAAAGAAACACGUGAGAAGUUUCCACUCGGAGAAGAUCUUUCAGUGUACAGAUUGUGAUAAGGCUUUCUGCAGACCUGAUAAACUACGACUCCACAUGCUCCGCCACUCCGACCGCAAAGAUUUCCUCUGCUCUACCUGUGGCAAGCAGUUUAAGAGGAAGGAUAAACUGCGGGAGCACAUGCAGAGGAUGCACAACCCGGAGCGAGAGGCCAAGAAGGCGGAUCGAAACCACCGCACCAAAGCUCUGAAACAGAAGGAACCCACCACUGACUUUGAAAGCUUCAUGUUCAAGUGCAGACUCUGCAUGAUGGGCUUCAGAAGACGAGGGAUGCUGGUGAAUCACCUGUCUAAACGACAUCCUGAGAUGCGAUUGGAGGAGGUGCCUGAGCUGACCCUGCCCAUUAUUAAACCCAACAGAGAUUAUUUCUGCCAGUACUGUGACAAGGUGUAUAAAAGUGCCAGUAAGAGAAAAGCACACAUCUUGAAGAACCACCCCGGGGCAGAGUUGCCCCCUAGCAUUCGAAAGCUGCGUCCUGCCCUGCCAGGAGAGCCUGACCCCAUGUUGAGCACACACACCCAGCUGACGGGCACCAUCGCCACCGCGCCCGUGUGCUGCCCACACUGUGCCAAGCAAUACAGCAGUAAGACGAAGAUGGUCCAGCACAUUCGUAAGAAACAUCCAGAGUAUCAAUAUAACAGCGGCAGCAUCAUCCCGGCGCCUUUGGCUACUGUCAUCAGCAGCACACCGGCAGUCAUAACAACAGAUGGGAGCACUGCAGAGACCGUGGUGACGACGGACCUCCUGACGCAGGCCAUGACGGAGCUGUCCCAGACCCUGACUACAGACUACCGCACAGCGCAGGGGGAUUUCCAGAGGAUCCAGUAUAUUCCAGUAUCUCAAGCAGGAGGAGGUUUAGCACAGCCACAGCACAUACAGCUGCAGGUUGUGCAGGUGGCCCCGGCGUCCUCUCCUCACUCUCAGCACUCUACGGUUGAUGUGAGUCAGUUACAUGAUCCACACAGUUACAGUCAGCACUCUAUUCAGGUUCAACACAUACAGGUGACUGAACCCACAGGGACGGCUAAUGCACAGGUGACAGGUCAACCUCUAAGUCCCUCCUCCCAGCAAACUGCUCAGGAGCUUAGUAGCACCCAGCUGACUCCUGUGACCAUGGCCCAGGGCCAGACUCUACAAACAUCUACCAAUCAAACACCAGGAUCCACACAACAUGCCUACCUACCCAGCAACUGGAACUACAGAAGUUACCCAUCUGAGAUCCAGAUGAUGACUCUUCCUCAUACUCAAUAUGUGAUAGCAGAGGCCAGCACCCCCGUCACUGCUGCCACCAACAGUCAGGUCAAAACGACACAUUAUGUCAUCUCUGAAGGACAGACUGAAUUGGAUGGUAAACAGGUGAACCCAUCCACCUCAUCACAGGUUAACCCCGACCCGCUUGAGCAGCCCAACGUCAAUCAGCAGACCACCACACAGUACAUCAUCACAACCACAACCAAUGGGACAGGAGCAAGUGAAGUUCAUAUUACUAAACCCUGAGCGAGAUGAGAAACUAACAGAUUUCUGAUUUUCUUGGGAAAUAUGGAGUAAAUGAACAAAUUGUUCAAUCAUGAAUUUUUUUUUUUAUGAAAUAAAACACUGGAGUGGUCAGCUGUGCUUCUAGAUACCCAAACAGGUCCGAUCAUGUAUUUUUUCAGACAUCUUUUAAUAUAUGUUAGUCUUCCCUGCUCUUUAAAAGUAUGUUUAAGUUAUUUUCGUUCACAAAGAUAAGACCCUCAGAGCUUUAUUAUUAAUGUUUUCCCACAGGUAAAGAGUCGCCUGCUGUGGGACUUCACUAGAUUUUGUUUUAAUCUAAUUAUUGUGAACAACACAAUAUUACAACACCGUUACAGACCAGAAAUACAUUGUUGUAUCGAUCAGUGUUGGUAUCUGACCUGAUCCUAGUCAGCCCUUGAGUUAUAAAGUA
Paramisgurnus dabryanus is the source of this 4749-nucleotide messenger RNA. The record is from RefSeq and is a predicted model, not a curated record. Lineage: Eukaryota; Metazoa; Chordata; Actinopteri; Cypriniformes; Cobitidae.